Molecule: messenger RNA, 1764 nt
Organism: Zootermopsis nevadensis
Lineage: Eukaryota; Metazoa; Arthropoda; Insecta; Blattodea; Termopsidae
Source: RefSeq, a predicted model, not a curated record
AACCUUGUAUGAAAUUCACACCAAUCUGAGAUGCCUAUCAUGCAAUAGGUCCGUGUUUCGAACGAAAGCUGUCUUGAGUUGUACGUCGGUUACGUAAAUAUACAGAUAGCGAUCCGGUCUACUAGACAUGAAUGGCUGUGGAUACAAGACGAUAUCGUCCACGCAAUAUCUAAGAACUGCUUAAGAAUUAGAAUUUGAGUUUUGUUUUGAGAGUUUGGAGGUGAAGGGGCUUUGAGGUCGUAGUACAUAGAAAAGUGUUAGCGAGUGACAGCUUGGUGUGAAAUCUGUAAUAUGAAUUGGAUUACAUCGCCGUUGGACUUUUUAUUUAAUUUAUCCGAAUGGUAUGUCAGUGCAAUCAUAGGAACUGGAUUUUUCACUUAUUAUCUACUCCAGGUAGUGAAGCAACCAGGAAGACAUGAUGUCAUACUGUGUGGUAGCAAGCUUUUCGUGAAUAUCUUUCCAAUUCUUGUCUGCUCAGAUGGGAAAUUUAAGGAUUUCUUAUCAUUACAUUUACCAAUUCUACAAGAAAAGUAUUGGCCAACGUUGUGGUGCUUUGAAUCCAGACUACAGACUGCUUUUGCAAACGUGCUCCGAUCACUUUAUCCUAAAGUUGAAUACUGGCGGGAGACCCUGAAGCUGAGUGAUGGUGGACAGCUGGCACUGGAUUGGUUGGAAGAAGGCUGUCCAACCAAUGCACCAAUUAUCAUCAUUCUUCCUGGUUUGACAGGAGACAGUCAAUCACAAUAUAUUAGAUGCCUUGCAUUAUCUGCAAAUCGCAUGAAGCUUCGAAUUGUUGUCUUGAACUACAGAGGUCUUGGUGGGAUGUCUUUAAAGACACCUCGAACAUACAAUGCUGCAAAUUUUGAAGACUUAUCAGAAGCUGUGAGACAUGUGAAAAUAUUAAACCCUGGAAUACCUGUAGCAGCUGUUGGUAUUUCAAUGGGAGGACUUGUACUGGGCAACUACUUGGCAUCACAGCAGACUUUGUCGGAGAAAACGCUUGUGGCUGCUAUGGUGAUAUCGACGCCUUGGAAUGUUUUUAAAGCUAUGGAUAGUCUUGAGAAGCCAGUUCUCAACUUGAUGUUAAACCGAUAUCUUACAUCUGGAUUUUUUAGUUUUAUUAAUAGGGUGAAACAUGACGAUAUGCUACAAGGACCAUGGUGUAUGGAAGAUAUAUUGAAGUGCAAGACAGUCCGUGAGUUUGAUUCAUCAUACACAGCAAAACAGUUUGGAUAUAAAGAUGUCAGUGACUAUUAUGCUAAUGCUAGCAUCCACGACAAAUUGCAUAAGAUAGAAGUUCCUAUGCUCUGUCUCAGUGCAAGAGAUGAUCCUAUCCAGCCGUAUGAAGGAAUCCCAGUGGAAGAAGCAAGUAAGUCAAAGUAUGUUGCGAUUGUGAUAACACAAUACGGAGGCCACAUUGGGUUCCUGGAAGGAUUAUUUCCUGCUCGUCGUGAUGAAUACAUCUGCCGUUUAUUCACACAAUAUUUCAAUGGGAUAUUCACAUCUGGUUCAGAACUAUUAGCUGCAAUUAGCAAAAGUGAUUAAAAAUUGUUAAUCUGUGCGUCUUAAAUAGGUUUUGGUAGGCCAGCUCAUUAAUAAUUAAAGGACUGUUGCAUUGAGAGUUCCAUUCCUGUGGAAGCCACAAACUUUCAUGUUUUUUUUUUUAAUUAUUAUGAACACAAUACAGAAUUGAUUAUACGUGGAGUAUGAUUUGUUGUUGUAAUGUACAGGCCAAUAAAAUUAUCAUCAUAACCAUAAAAAUUA